Messenger RNA from Xiphophorus couchianus (Monterrey platyfish), 2551 nucleotides. It is a transcript of the gene bcat2, whose product is annotated as branched chain amino-acid transaminase 2, mitochondrial. The transcript is spliced from 9 exons. Gene Ontology annotation, molecular function: branched-chain-amino-acid:2-oxoglutarate transaminase activity. The coding region runs from base 586 to 1785 and encodes 399 amino acids. Gene Ontology annotation, biological process: L-leucine biosynthetic process; L-valine biosynthetic process. The record is from RefSeq and is a predicted model, not a curated record. NCBI's taxonomy places the organism in Eukaryota, Metazoa, Chordata, Actinopteri, Cyprinodontiformes, Poeciliidae. Gene Ontology annotation, cellular component: mitochondrion.
UUUUAUAAGUUUAUUAAACUUUACGCAUUUUUAAAGAAAGAGUGGCCUAAAUCAUGACUUUAUUGCUAAAAAUUGACAAAAAUUUGUUCUAUUUUUUCCAAGUGAUGCCAAGAAAAUUUGCUAAAUUUCUUAUGAGGCAAACCUGCAAAACAUUUACAUCUGUAAUAAUUUACACAUCACUGUCCAACAAUAAAUAUGACUAUUUUUUAGUGAAAGUAUUGCAUAUUUAUUUCAUUGUUACACUUUGUCCAGUUUCUAGUGGAAAUAUCUUUGUCCACUGGAAAUAAGGAAGCUAAGAAGGUGAAUUAGCGCCUUUGUAGGUAGAAAACGAGUAAAUUUGCAAGAGAAAACAAACAUUUUGAGAUUAAUCUCAGAAGUUUUCUAGAAAACAACUUGGAAAUGUCUGAGUUUGAAAAGUAAAACAUUUUAAAGUCUUUUUUGCAGUGCAAGUAGGUAAAAAACAUUUUUUUGGCCCUCAAAUCCUUUUAACUUGACGAUUUUGGCCCAUCUGACCAAAUCCUUGGACGUCCCUGUCUCAAGCUGACUCCAUUAUAAUCCUGUAUCUGUAAUGUAUUUGUGUAAAGCAUGCUCUAUCAAUACCCGGCUCAAAAACAAUCACUGUCUUCUUCGUGGCUUCGUCUUUUUGCUCCGCUCUGCUCUCGUCCCGUCUCGUCCCGUCCUCUCCCUCCGGUCCGCCUCCAGGCCGCAGACCUCACCAUCGAACGCAACCCGGAAUGCAAACCCAAGCCCGACCCGUCCACGCUGAUGUUCGGAAAGCAGUUCUCCGACCACAUGCUGACUAUAAGCUGGUCCGAGAAGGACGGCUGGGACGCGCCGGAGAUCAAACCCUUCCAGAACCUGUCUCUACACCCGGCCACCUCCGCCCUGCACUACUCCAUAGAGCUGUUUGAAGGCAUGAAGGCGUUCCGUGGCGUCGACAACCACAUCCGUCUCUUCAGGCCGAUGCUGAACAUGGAGAGGAUGCAUCGCAGCACGAAGAGGAGCUGCCUUCCCCUGUUUGAUAAAUCCGAGCUGCUGCAGUGCAUCAACAAGCUGGUGGAGGUGGACCAGGACUGGGUUCCUUUCUCCCAGGACGCCAGCCUCUACAUCCGACCCACGUUUAUCGGCACUGAGCCGUCUCUUGGCGUUUCUCGAGCCGGAAAGGCGCUGAUCUUCGUCAUCGUCGGCCCAGUGGGACCGUACUUCGCCACGGGUUCCUUCAGCCCGGUUUCUCUGCUGGCGGACCCGGCGUACGUCCGAGCUUGGAAAGGAGGAGUCGGGGAGUACAAGAUGGGGGGUAACUACGGGCCGACCAUCGCCGUCCAGUCGGAGGCGCAGAAGCAGGGCUGCCAGCAGGUUCUGUGGCUCUACGGCCAGGAUGAGCAGAUCACCGAGGUCGGCACCAUGAACCUCUUCAUCUACUGGACCAACACUAAAGGAGAGAGAGAGCUGGUGACUCCUCCUCUGGACGGCAUUAUUCUGCCAGGAGUGACCCGGCAGUCCCUGCUGGACCUGGGCAGAACCUGGGGUGAUUUUAAAGUGACGGAGCGAACGAUGGGGAUGAAGGAGCUCCUCGAAGCUUUGGAUGCUGGAAGAGUUCUGGAGGUUUUUGGAGCCGGGACCGCCUGCGUCGUUUGUCCCGUUGGAAACCUCCUUUAUAAAGGAAAGACUUAUCAGAUCCCUACAAUGCAGAACGGUCCAGAUCUCGCAAAGAGAUUCUACAAGGAGCUUACUGAUAUUCAGUACGGACGCAAACCAAGCGAAUGGGCACCAGUGGUUGUGUAGAGUCGUCGGUUUUUAUGAAAUGUGAUUCCAGUUCGAUCGACCAGCCAAUGCACAUCGACCCUUGAAAGGAAAACGGUUGGAGGUUUGAAUGUAAAGCAUUAACACACCAAGCACCUAGAUGACAGAAUAGAAACAAAUAUAAAUAUUUGAUGUAAAGUAUUAGAGUAAGGAGUCUAUAUAAGUAUCAAACAUCCGUUGUGAUCAUUGCUGUCGGCACAAACUGACACAUCUGUGUUCAAAAAGCAGCUACAUAUUCAGUGUAGGACCUGGAGGCAGAAUGCACUACUAAUCCACUGUAGAACAUGUUGAACUGUUAAACCUGUGUGAGGACGUCCUGUUACUGAUCCAAGCCACUCAGCUCUCACGGAGGUGCAGCGGCGCCCUCUGGUGGUGGGAAGCAAAGCCGCAGACGAGACCUGAAGGCUGGCUGUUACUCCUGCACUAGUUUGUGUUUUUAUCAGAACAAUGUAAAGUUAAAGAUUGUGUUUAGGGGCUUUUAAAUUAUUGUAUCCUCGUGUUGAUGUGAAAUCUGGCCAGCUGUCUUCCAAAGUAUCAUCUUGCUGUAUUCUGCUUUUAAAUGUUCCGUUUCCGCUUUCUGAACGCCAUGUAUUUGUUCUCCUGUCUUUUCCUUGAAGUGCCUGACCGCCGCCGGUUAGCUUGUUCUUCUCAUGUUAAUGAUGUAGCUGGAAACAAUUCAUCUUAGUUUUAUUUUCAACAUGCUGUUACUUUUAUUCGGUUUUUACAAUAAAAUUUUAUUUGAGUUUUA